Molecule: messenger RNA, 819 nt
Organism: Phaeodactylum tricornutum CCAP 1055/1
Lineage: Eukaryota; Bacillariophyta; Bacillariophyceae; Surirellales; Neidiaceae
Exons: 1
Coding region: 61-819 (252 amino acids)
Molecular function (GO): acetylpyruvate hydrolase activity
Source: RefSeq, a predicted model, not a curated record
UCGGUAUUACCCAAACUCAUCCAACGCUCGUUCGAUACCUUUCGUACCUUCGCGGUUGGCAUGACGCCGUCGGACUGGGCCGUGCCGGCUCCACCGGUACCAACCGUUCCGGUAGCGGGGACGGGACGGUCCUUUCCCGUACACCGAAUUUACUGUGUCGCGAGAAACUACGCGGAUCACGUACGGGAAAUGGGUCAAGAUCCGGAUCGAGAAGACCCCUGUUUCUUUACCAAACCACCCGAUGCGGUGGUACACUGCGGGACACUUGCAAACCGCAACCACAACAACAACUUUACCAGCGCUGCUCACAAAGUACCCGAUUUGGUCGAAAUUCCCUAUCCCCUCGCCACUUCCAAUCUACAUUACGAAAUUGAAUUGGCCGUGGCGAUCGGUACGAGCGGAACCGCGAUUGCGGUGGAGGAUGCACUGGCACACGUAUUUGGCUACGCCGUGGCGGUCGACUUGACGCGCCGGGAUUUGCAACAAAUCGCCAAAAAUCGAGGGAGACCCUGGGAUAGUGCCAAAGGUUUCGACCAAUCCGCUCCUAUUUCAAGCAUCAUUCCGGUAACAACCAUGGUACCGGACGCGGACGCAAGCAUUUGGCUCACCGUCAACCACAAAGCCGCGCAAUCUGGACAAUUGUCGCAAAUGAUUUGGUCCGUGCCCGAGAUUGUGUCCCACCUUUCGAAGGAAUUCACAUUACUGCCAGGAGAUUUGAUUCUGACCGGAACUCCGGCCGGAGUUGGUCCCAUUGUUCCGGGAGAUACCGUUAGAGGGGGGAUAGAAGGACUUGCCGAAUUGGCCUUCCGGAUCCGAUGA